This is a messenger RNA of Tribolium madens (black flour beetle), 1772 nucleotides long. RefSeq names its product serine/threonine-protein phosphatase 5 (gene PpD3). Gene Ontology annotation, molecular function: protein binding; protein serine/threonine phosphatase activity. The record is from RefSeq and is a predicted model, not a curated record. Lineage: Eukaryota; Metazoa; Arthropoda; Insecta; Coleoptera; Tenebrionidae. Bases 91 to 1560 code for a protein of 489 amino acids. The transcript is spliced from 9 exons. Gene Ontology annotation, cellular component: nucleus; cytosol.
UCCUCUAUUUUUUUACCUUGAAAAGUAAUGAAGGGAUUUUAAAGACUUUUUCAUCCAAUUUCUAAAAUUAAGGUACAAAAUUAAAUAAAAAUGAAUACAGAAGUUACAGAAAACUGUGUUCUCACUCCCGAAUUAAUCGAAGCUGGUGAACGCUACAAAGCCGAAGCGAACGAGUACUUUAAAAAACAAAAUUACAACGCCGCUAUAGAACUUUACACUAAAGCAAUAGAAGCAAAUCCGAAUGUGGCGAUCUAUUAUGGCAAUCGUAGUUUCGCUUACUUGAAAACCGAGUGCUUUGGGUACGCUUUAGCCGAUGCUUCGAAGGCAAUUGAGCUGGACAAAGGCUAUGUUAAGGGGUUUUACAGACGGGCUGCGGCCCACAUGAGCUUGGGCAAGUUUAAAGAAGCCCUAAAGGAUUACGAAUAUGUGACAAAAGUGAGGCCUAAUGACAAAGACGCCAAGUCCAAAUAUACGGAGUGUAACAAAAUAGUGAAGAAAUUGGCUUUUGAGAAGGCUAUUUCAGUGGAAGAUACCAAAAAGAAUAUUGCCAGUACCAUUAAUUUAGAUGCAAUGACAAUAGAGAACGAGUACACAGGCCCUGAGCUCGAGGAUGGAAAGGUGACUUUAAAAUUCAUGAAAGAUUUAAUGGAAUUGUAUAAAAAUCAGGGCAAACUGCACAGGAAGUAUGCCUACAAAAUCUUGUUAGAUGUUAAAGCGUAUUUUAUGAAACAACCAUCACUGAUUGAUGUUGAAAUCGGUCCUGAGGAUAAAUUUACUGUUUGUGGUGAUAUCCAUGGUCAGUUUUACGACCUUAUGAACAUUUUUAACUUGAACGGUCUGCCAUCUGAAACAAAUCCCUACCUCUUCAAUGGUGACUUUGUCGACAGAGGUUCAUUUUCGGUUGAAUGUAUUUUUACACUUUUUGGAUUCAAAUUGUUGUAUCCUAACCACUUUUUCAUGUCCAGAGGGAACCACGAAAGCGCCACAAUGAACCAAAUGUACGGUUUCGAUGGUGAGGUCAAGGCUAAAUACACGGCUCAAAUGGCUGAACUCUUCACUGAGGUUUAUAAUUGGUUACCAUUAGCUCACUGUUUGAAUAAAAGAGUUCUUGUCAUGCAUGGCGGUUUGUUUACCAGAGAUGAUGUAACUUUGAGCGAAAUUAGUAAAAUUGACCGCAACAGACAGCCCCCCGAAGACGGCCCCAUGUGUGAACUGCUUUGGUCGGAUCCGCAGACCCAAAAUGGACGCGCGCCGAGUAAAAGAGGAGUUGGGUGUCAGUUUGGACCAGACGUUACAAAGACGUUUUUGGAAUUAAAUAAACUGGAUUACAUUAUUAGGAGUCAUGAAGUGAAAAAUAACGGAUAUGAAGUUGCUCAUGACGGAAAAUGUAUCACGGUGUUUUCCGCUCCCAACUACUGUGAUACCAUGGGUAAUCAAGGUGCUUUUAUUACAUUAAAAGGAAAAGAUAUGGAGCCUAAGUUUACUACAUAUGAAGCAGUGCCCCAUCCAAACGUAAAACCAAUGGCGUAUGCACACUCUUUACUAAGUUUAAUGUGCUAGUACCUGCCUUUUUAAUGUAGUUAACGUAGGCAUUUCAUCACUUUUAAUUUUUUUGUAUUAAAAUGAGUUUUUAUUGUUUCUGUUAUUUAAUUUUGUAUCAUCAUCGAAAAGAUACCUCUAGAACUUAAAGUAAAUAAAACAUUUAUUUAUUAUAUACCAAGUUUCCUUCAUUGUGACUUAUACAAUAGCAAUAAAAAUUCUACUACACUUUU